Monodelphis domestica (gray short-tailed opossum) is the source of this 810-nucleotide messenger RNA. The record is from RefSeq and is a predicted model, not a curated record. Lineage: Eukaryota; Metazoa; Chordata; Mammalia; Didelphimorphia; Didelphidae.
AUGAGUGAUGGGGGCCACCUGGGGAAGCUGAGAAACCAUUGCCAGAUUCCUAAAGAGCAUCAUCCUUCCCCCCCCCCCUUUUCCGGCUGGUCCAGCCACUGCCCGAGCUUCUGUAGUGUGGCAUUGAGGAGAACGGAGACCAAACCCACGAGAACCUGUUUCAAAGCCCUCCUCCUCAUCAACGCCUUCGUUUUCUGGAUUACCGGCGUUAUUCUUCUGGCAGUUGGAGUCUGGGGCGAGCUUACUUCGGGCACAUACAUCCUUCUUAUUGCAGAGAGCUCCACCAAUGUCCCCUGUGUACUCACUGGGACUGGCACCACCACUGGGGGCUUUGGUCUAUAUGGAUGCUUUGCCACAUGUCAUGGAAGCCUGUGGAUGUUAAAACCAAAUGCCAUGUGCUUGUCCUUGGUGGCCAGGAUCUCAGGUUUUGUGUUUCUUCAUGAGAUCAAGGACACCUUCCUCAGGGCAUACACUGAAGUCCUGCAGAAUUACAGCAGGACUGAUGAGAGACGCCGUGCAGUGGAGGAUGCUCAUGAGAGCUUGAGCUGCUGCCCUGUUCAGAAUACACUGGAGUACCAGCAUCCUGGAACUCCCAGUGGCUGCAUGAAUCCCAGUGAUUGCAACCCCCAGGAUCGACGCAGCAGGACUGUGGCUGCCACUAAAGUCAAUCAAAAGGGUUCUUAUGAUCUGGUGACCAGUUUUAUGGAGACGACUAUGAGAAUCAUAGCUGGAGUGGCUUUUGGAAUACUGCUUGGUAGGCUGUUGGCUUGCUGGCUGUCCCGGUGUAUCACUGCAGUCAAUAUGGGAUAG